AUGACAAUGGAAGAUCGCACGGGUGGCAUCGACCGCGCCGCCUCCGCGACGUCGACGCCGGCCACGACGGCACUGACGUCGUCGUCGUGUCCCGCGUCCAUCAGCGACGUCACGCAUGACGCCUCGUAUCCCCUUCAGCGAGCCAGCAAGCGCUCCUUCGACGUCGCCUUCUUGGUGGCGCCUGACGAGAACUUGGCGCGCCGUCAGAGCGAGAAACUGAGGCUGGUGUCCAGCCGGAGGGACCGUCCGCGGGAUGACGUCUCUAUGGACAAUGUCUUGGACGCCGACCGGUUGCCGCAGAACCUCACCAUCAAGCAUUAUGAUAACGACUCCGGCGGCGCGGACAGAAGAAGGCAUUGCACGGAGAAUUCGCUGAGUCCGCCGUACGUAUCCCCGAGAACGCUCACGCCGACCUUACCGGGCCUCUCUCCGGACUCCGACGGCAGGAGGUACGCACCGACCGCUCGGCUUCAGAAGACCCCGAGCCCGCCCGCUUUCGCCGGACAUCAGUCCAUAUUAACCACCUGUCCGGAAUCGACCGAUCCUUCGGUUUUGGCCUGUGCGAAAGUCUACGAGAGUGGCAUUCCCUGCGCGACCGACCACCACGGGGAGUCUCGCAGUGCCUUCACGAAGGUCAACCUGGCGGCUCAGCGAAACGGCUUCAACGAGGACGGACAGACCUCGCCCAGGUCGUCGAUAUCGCCCGAGGACCGCGCGAGUUACCAGAGCAGCGUCAGUCCACCGGUGGUGUCCUUGCCAGGUACGACGAGCUACAAGUAUGCGCCGUUUCCCACCAAGAUGGCAUAUCCCUUCCUGAUGGGUUCGGAGACCGGGCAGACCGGCCUGUUGGAGAACUUGAAGAUCCCGCAGAUCGCUCAGCCGCCCAAGGUGCCCAGCCCGAAGGUGCCCACUUUCCGGCCGGAUCUGCCACCGGUCUACCCGAAUCUACCCUACAGCCCCAUCUCCGUGUUCCCGCCGAUGGCGGACGCCCUUGCCAGGCCGAGAUUCUUGGCGACCGCCGCCGGAGUCGCCGGCCUCCUGCCGCCAUCGUUCGCCGCUCUGACGCUGCCGGCGCAAAACGUCUGCGCCAAGUGCAACCUCUCCUUCCGGAUGACCUCCGACCUGGUCUACCACAUGAGGUCUCACCACAAGAACGAGAACGCGGGCGAGGCGGCGAGGAGAAGGAGGGAGGAGAAGCUCAGGUGUCCGGUCUGCGAUGAGAGCUUCCGCGAGAGGCAUCAUCUCACCAGACACAUGACUGCUCAUCAGGACAAGGAGAGCGACGGCAUAGUCGAGCAAGUCGAGAUUAAGAGGAGGGCCACUCCCGUUCAUAGUAAGUGA
This is a messenger RNA of Dinoponera quadriceps, 1341 nucleotides long. RefSeq lists its product as uncharacterized. The record is from RefSeq and is a predicted model, not a curated record. Bases 1 to 1341 code for a protein of 446 amino acids. The transcript has a single exon. Gene Ontology annotation, cellular component: nucleus. Gene Ontology annotation, biological process: regulation of DNA-templated transcription. Lineage: Eukaryota; Metazoa; Arthropoda; Insecta; Hymenoptera; Formicidae.